Molecule: messenger RNA, 2871 nt
Organism: Ophidiomyces ophidiicola
Lineage: Eukaryota; Fungi; Ascomycota; Eurotiomycetes; Onygenales; Onygenaceae
Exons: 3
Coding region: 1-2871 (956 amino acids)
Biological process (GO): protein transport
Source: RefSeq, a predicted model, not a curated record
AUGGCGAACGUCGAGAAUGAUGCUUCGGCGGAGCAACUCAAGAAGCCCACUCACAUAGCCGCCUCAAAUCUUCGACCAAAACAACAAACUGUUUUUAUGCGAAAGGCCCUGAGUGUAAUUCUCCGAUUAUCAAUAUGGUACUUCAUGAUAACAACUUUCUUUCGAUGUCCAUCAAACCUGAACGACCUAGAUGGUCACUCUCCACGCGUAUGCGAGCCCUAUCUUAUCGCUAGAUCGAAUAUCGAGCCUCAUUUAGCUCCUUACUACCAGGUCUAUGGUAAACCGUACGUGGAAGCGGUACAGCCAUACACGCAAACAUUCCAUGAUAAUAUAUAUUUGCCGGUGGCGGACGUUUCCUCGCAAUCAUAUAAUAAAUACUUAGCGCCUCGCAUAAAGCAAGGACUACAACGUGCCGAGAAAGAGUGGGAUAUCUUGAUUUCACCGCGAUUAGACUCGUUGAAAAAAUCAUUUGCUGCUUCCUACGAAGCCUCUAUCGGCCCACAUAUCACCCAAGCAAAAUUUAUAAUUACACCCAAAUACAAUUUCCUGAUAACGCAGCUGAUUGAGUUGCGGGACGGUUAUAUCUUGCCUAUCUACGACCAAUUGCGACCGAUUGUUGACAGAAUAUGCGUUUCUAUCCGCGAGUUUUUAAUUAGGACAGUCAUACCUUGUAGUCGCAAGGGCUGGUCGAAGCUUGUUUUAUUAUUGAACGGCACGUUGCGACCGCAAGUAGCUGGUCUGUACUCAAAAAACGUGGAGCCACAACUUUUCAAGAUAGGGGAGAAGCUUGCAAGCUACCGUGAAGGCGGGAAAUUGAAACAUUCCCAUGAUGAAGCUGAGAGGUAUGGGCAAAAUUCUACAGUUCAUGUAACUGAAACUUUCAGUCCCCUACCCGACUCUUUAACAUACACAUCAGCCAAUAGACAUACCUCAUCGGCAACAACAAGUUUGGCGGCGACAUCCGAUAUAGUUCCCGAUACAACCUCUCUCUCGCCGUCACGGCAGACCGCGCAGGUUAAAAUAGCCAGUGACCUGAAACUAUGGCAAGAGAAGUUUGCUGUAGCUGCUGAUAAAGGCUGUGACGAAGUAGAAAAGGAGGUGGCUGCUAUCCUAAAAAAAUUGCAGGAAAGUGGCGCUGUAAACAAAGGCGAAAAUCUAGUCUCUCAGCUAGAUGCUGUUUCGCAACAACAGCUGCAGAAGCUCCGAGCUGAAAUCAUUGAGCUUGUACAGAACCUAAGCAAUGAUUCAAGUGAAGAAGAUGAAGCAGCCGCUCAGGAUGCUUUAGCGCAUAGUUUGAGGUUUUCCGGCGUCACCAUCCGGGAACAUGCGCACAACUUAAGGAUGUGGUAUAAAACCUAUGAUAAUGAUCUCAUUCAGCGAAUAUCUGAGAUCAUCGAUUCCACGCUUGAUAUUUUAAGCCACAUUCGAGACUUGGGACUUCAAGAAAUCGGAAUGAGAUGGGCGUGGAUGGACGGCGUCACAUACAAGGAUUGGGCGAAGUUCCACGCUCUUAAAAAGAGGUUCUCAGAGUGGCAGGAUGAAGUAAGAGAUGUGGGCAUGCGGCACGAGUCUCUCUUGAAAGCCAGAGAGGCCGGAGACGAUAUACUCUCUCGUGGCAUGGCGGUCGCCGAAAAAGCUGCCGGAGAGUUGUUGAUGCUCAAGACUGUUGGAGCUUGGAAAAUCAGAGCUGGCGACAGUAGCGAUAACUUUGACACUGGUGCCAUGGAUUCCUCCAGAAUUCGCUCUAGGACGGUCAAGUCCGAAGGCACUACGAUACAGCCAAAGACCGCCAUAAAUACUGAAAGUACAUCUCCUUCAUUAGGUGUUUCAAGUGACGGCUCGCGGUCUCCCAUAAACCAUGUUUCAGGUGAAAGUGAAAAACAAAAGAAUGAUCACAUUUUGCGUUCAGCUGGUGCCACCCUGGUACCAGAGGAGGGUCUGUUUUCUGAGGCUGUUUCUCUUGUUUCAGACGCUGUUAAUGAGGCUGAGAGUCUCAGCCGUGAUUUAUCUCGAUCUGCAGCUUCUGAGCCAAUGUUUAGCAUACACGAUCAGGUUGCUGAUGCGUAUUCGAAAUCGAUACAAGAAGCGUCCUCGUUGCUCGCAUCACACACUAUAGACAGCCUUACCACCACAACCGCCAGCAGUACAGCAUCAAAUCCGGGCAGUGCUGGCAGGAUGGAAAGUGUAAAACAUGCACCAGAUUUUCACACCCAAGUGGUAAUGCCGGGUACCCCGGCCAAUGAAGCUCAUGGUGAAGACGUUGCGAUAUCUAUUGAAGAUGAUGAGAUUUCUCCCUUGGACUCGUCAAAGCAGUCGAAACUACGUGGCAAUCCUUCGCCCCUGUCUAAUCAGGCUGAUCCUUUACGCAGUGAACAAGCCGCACCCACCAAUAUCGGGCAUCAGACCCCCACGAACGCUGCGGAUGGACCAUCUACAACCCCUCCCCUCUCAAUAUUGAGAGUCAAGGAGAUCCUGACAUCUGCAAAUCACCAAUUCCGUUCUCUAAUUGAUUCCGUCAGUGUUGGAGUUCAGGCACCAGAGGCUGAUCAUUACUAUGCGAACUCUAUUCUAGACGAUGCAGUUUUAGAACUGGCUUCUGCUGCUUCGGUAGCUAAUUCCGCGUUAACCCACGCUAUUUAUACCUCGCCAGAUCCAACGCCUACAACGCAGCCCCGCCUUCGCAAAGACAAGCAACAGAUUCUUAGCAGUGCUGUUGCUCAGCUUGGCACAUUUUCAACAAUUGUGGACGUAUACCUACAGCAGCUUCGUCGAGACAUUGACGAAUCUGACCCCACCGCCUCUGUGGAACGGCCAGCAGGCAAUGCAAACCCACCAACCAGUACAUCGAAUACCAUCCGAGAUGAGUUAUAG